AUGGGGAACCUCAAAUUUCCCACGCUCCUUAUCAUGACCUCAACCUCCUUUUUUCUCGGCCUCCUCUUCUCCCUCUUCCCUUACGACUACCCCCUCCUUUGGGAGGCCGGCCCCGUGCCAGCCGCGCAUCUCGAUGCCGUGGAAGCCAACUACAAACUCCUAUACCACUGCCCCAAGAUCUGCUUCCAGAUCUUCCACUUCAUGAUCCUCGUGGGAUUGGGCGCGCUGAUCGCCAAACUCUACAAGCCCUCGGAGAGCAACAUGCUCUUCGACGGCGGCAGCCUCGUGCUCUUCAUGGUCGCCGUCAUCAUCUACCUCUCCAACAUCGCCAAGGGCCUGCGCAUCGUCGACCGCGGCGUCUACGGCAUCGGCAUGCCAGACCAGCCUGCCGAGGGCGAGCAGGAGUCUGGCGUCCCCUGGGGGAAAGGCGACGGGAGCGCCGGAAGCAGUGUCUUGGGGCGUGAGGAUAACCUCAAGGUGUUGGGCGCGAGCAACACGAUCUUGGCGCUGGUGCUGUUGGGUGUCCUGGUGCUGCAGGUUGGGCAGUGGUACGCCGAGCGCGCCGAUGAGAAGACCAUGAAGGAGUAUGCGGAGAAGGAGGCCCAGGAGGCCAAGGAAGCGGCGGGCAAGUCGGACAGGGCCACGAGUCCCAAGGAGGGCCGGAAGAACAAAUGA
Messenger RNA from Cyphellophora europaea CBS 101466, 675 nucleotides. RefSeq lists its product as uncharacterized. Lineage: Eukaryota; Fungi; Ascomycota; Eurotiomycetes; Chaetothyriales; Cyphellophoraceae. The transcript is spliced from 2 exons. Gene Ontology annotation, biological process: endoplasmic reticulum to Golgi vesicle-mediated transport. The record is from RefSeq and is a predicted model, not a curated record. Bases 1 to 675 code for a protein of 224 amino acids. Gene Ontology annotation, cellular component: endoplasmic reticulum membrane.